ACCAUCAUGCCUCGGGGAUUCUUGGUGAAAAGGAACCGGCGCAGUUCGUCAUCCUACCGACCACGCAACACAAGCCCCCAGACUGACUCGGAGGUGACCAGUCCGGAGAGGCCAGGGACGACUGGGGCAUGGAGCGCAGCACAGGUCGAGUCACCCGCUUUGAUCCCGGUGUCCCGAGAGGACUCGACUUGGGGCUCACACGUGGAGUCCGCUCUGGAGGCGGAGGCGGAGCGGCGUGCGCAGUUACCGGAGAGUGACGAGCCCGAGGUUCUGACCCCGGACUGUGGCGUCUCCUGCUUCUUCUCUCCGCCACCUAUCCCAGCAGGGACGCUUCACGACUCGUGCAGUCCAGUCAAACCUGUCGGAACCAGGCUGCCAGAGCAGGAGAACAAGCCCAUGUACCCGACUUUGUGUCCGGUGACGGCGGAGUUUCAGUUUCCGGUGAGCUCACUGUCCAUCGAGAGACUUCUAGCGAGCAGCAGCGCGCAGUCUUACGGUGCUUUAGAGAAGUAUGAGCCCAACCUGUCCGGCAUGUUCCAGCAGCACCCCCUGGCUCAUGAGGCGAGGAAGCGCGAGGGGCCCGAUCUCAGCACCAGCAGGCCCAAAAGUGCACAGAAGAAAUCGAAAGGGAACAAAAAACUCACCUUCGAAGACGAGGUGACCACGUCUCCGGUGCUGGGUCUUCAAAUAAAGAAGGAGAGCCCGGAGGUGAAGAGAAGCAGGGACAAGUCCAGCAGUCAGCCACUGGGGGAGUUCAUCUGCCAGCUGUGCAAGGAGGAGUACGCCGACCCCUUCGCUCUCGCGCAGCACAAGUGCUGCCGAAUAGUGCGCGUGGAGUACCGCUGCCCCGAGUGCGACAAAGUCUUCAGCUGCCCCGCGAAUCUGGCGUCGCACCGGCGUUGGCACAAGCCGCGGCCGGCCGUGACCAACCAGGCGGUAGAGGCGAAGGGGAAGGAGAACCAGCACGGCAAUCAGCACCACGCGCGUGCUCGCUCCCCCACCAGUUCGGACUUCGACUCCGCGCCUCGUUACCAGGCAGAGCUCGGGGGUUUGGACCUGCAGCAGCAGCGCGUCCGAGCAGCGGACAGUCCUCCAUCCAGCCUGCUCCUGAUGAACGCGGACGUGGACCUGCCACCGCCGCCCCUCCAGCGGCCAUCCCUGUCGUUCCUCCAAGCCGUCCCGGAGGAGGAGGUGUACGACUGCCGUUACUGCGGGAAGAAGUUCCGGCGCCGCGCCUUCCUGCGGAAACACCUCGCCGCGCACGAGCUGCCUCCGCGCGCCUCUCCGCCGACCUACAGCCAGGUGUUCGUGUGCCACCUGUGCGGCGCGCGCUUCCCGACGGCUGAGAUCAGAGACAAACACCGGCUGUGGCACGAGAUGCGUGGGGAGGUUUUGGCGGGAACUCUAGGUACAGGACUGAGGCCGGAAGUGUUUCACCACGUGAACGCGGAUGACAGCGGCAGAGAGCGUGAGCCCCGACAGCAGAUCUUUACGUGCACGCACUGCCUGUCCACCUUCUUCAGCCCCACCGGACUGUCCCGACACGUCAGCAAGUUUCAUCCGACACAGAACCGGAGCGUGAUCGUCCGGGACGUCACGGCGCACCACUGAACCAGCCAAACUUUUAUGACGUCAUGCGCAAGAAUGGGAAGUUUCUUUAAAAUAUUUGCAAAGAAAAACGGAUUACGAUAAAUAUAAAAACAUGUACAGAAUACGCUAGAGCAUUUUUCUUGACUCAUGUUGUGAAGCUAUCGAGGGAGAUUUCAGUUACUAUAAAUAAAUUGUCUUUAAAAUCGCUGUCCAUGGUGCUGAAACUCUGCAAAGCAUGGCGACAGCAUAAAUACCAUCUUUGAUGAAAAUGUGUUCCACCUACCUAAAGGCUCUUUAAGACGACUAAAAUGUACAGGAAAUAAUUUAAAUUUUAUUAGACUCGUUGAACACAAAUUCAGAUAUUUAAUAUAUAAUCAUAUUUGGAUCAACAAAACAACGUGUGGCUGCUUUAUGCUGCUGCUGAUUUAUCAUGUGAAACAAGCAUACUGCAGAGGAAGUUUCACAGUGAUUUAUUUGAAGCUGGCUUAACAUUAUUUUGACAUAUCAAGUGUAGAAAUAAAAGUCGAUAAAUGCUGACCGGUACGAGUUGUUUAUUGUCAACAACUUUGCACAUGCUCUCAAGAUGAUACACAUAUGUACAGACUGUGUACAGGUUUCUUUGUAACAGCAAGAUUGUUUGUCAGAGUGUGUGUGGCUAUACAGCUGUUGCUCAGUAAACACAUGCAGUUGCUCAUCAGGCGUCAUGCACUACAAUACAGUCAGUAGUUAAACAUCUGGCGACAGUUUGAAUCCGUUUCUGUCACAGUGAGUACAUCACACAGGCACAAAGGUUCCAAAUUUGCAUUCAGUGGAAGUGAAAGAAACAUCAGUGUUCUUGUUUGAAGAGAUCAAGCCGCCACAGAAAACGGGUUUGAAAUGUUGUGAAUGGUUGAUGUGGAAGAAGAUGAGGAUAUAAACAGCAUUUAUAAAACCUGUGUGACUCAUUUUACGUUUUUGAAAAUUGAAAAACAUAACUGAGCGACAAUUGUACAAAGUACAUAUGUUGUACCAUAGUGGAAAUGAGACAGUUAAUUUCAGCAAGUGGAUUUGUUUCUUUACACUACAUUAUUAUUUUAUAAUUAUUAUUCAAUAAUUUUCAUUAAAAGCAGUUAAUACUUAGCGGUCAGUAUGCACGACGUUGUAGCUACACUUAUGUGCCACUGAUGUGAUGCACCAGCAUGAAAUGAAAAUUCAGAGCGACAUCAUUGAAACAACUUUGUGCCACAACAGUUUUGUUUCCUUUCUCAAGAUGAAUAAAAAAAGGCCAAUAGAGCAAAUUACAGACAAGAAAAUUGUCCCACCUGAAUUGUGAGAUUGUUCUUAAUUAAAAAAAAAAAAAAAAGCAGAGCACACUGCUUAUCUGAAGGUGUUUCUGAUUAAAAUCCACUUGCCAACAUCAAACAGCUUAUUCAGAUCAUCUGCAAUAGUGAGUCAUGACGGGAUCAGAACAGCUGUCACUAAAAUACUAAUCUGAAAGGCACAUGGCUUGUGAUUCUGCUGCCUGGCAUGUCGGAGCGAGGACUCAAAAUAAAAUCCCAUAUUCAGCAGUAGUGUUGCGUCGUAAUGGUAUACAAGGAAGCUGUUAAACAUCUAUAAAUAAUUCACAUGUGACAACAGGUUUUAGGCCGACAUUAUUUUUGUCAUUUGCGUGAAAGACGUGUGUUUUAAGUGUUGCAGGAGAACAUUUAGGACAAUCUUCAUCGUGAAAAGAAAAUACUGCCUCAAUAAAUGUGUUCAUUAUUUAGAGAAUCUACUGACAGUGUCGAUCAAAGUUGGAUGUGUUGGGACGUGUUCUGCUUUU
Molecule: messenger RNA, 3391 nt
Organism: Synchiropus splendidus (mandarinfish)
Lineage: Eukaryota; Metazoa; Chordata; Actinopteri; Syngnathiformes; Callionymidae
Product: insulinoma-associated protein 1a
Exons: 1
Coding region: 7-1611 (534 amino acids)
Biological process (GO): regulation of cell cycle process; negative regulation of transcription by RNA polymerase II; neuron differentiation
Cellular component (GO): nucleus; transcription repressor complex
Molecular function (GO): DNA-binding transcription repressor activity, RNA polymerase II-specific; RNA polymerase II cis-regulatory region sequence-specific DNA binding
Source: RefSeq, a predicted model, not a curated record